CAAACUGAAAUCACAAUCUGUCUGUAGAAAAUUUUUGCACGUGAUUUUGAAUUGUUUAUUCAGAUUUUUAAGUGAUAAGCAAAUAAGGUCAAGAUUAUACAAAGAUAAGGGUAACCUCGAGAAGAAACUCACAGGUUAUCUCUUAGUACUUUAAAAGAUCAUCGUGGGCAGACUUUCAUAUUUCAUUGGACUGUCUACAAUUACACGAUUUACAAUUAAUUUCGGCAACCUGUGAAGAGGAUCAAGAUAAUGUCGAAUUACGGGAAGCGAAACGUUCACACCCCGACGGGCGAUAGCUUUUAUUCUUCGACCAGCUAUGGAGGAGGAGCGGCUGGUGGAGAGUUUUCCUACUCGUUUGCCCAAGAUCAGCAAUUUGAAUCUUUUGAUUACAAUUCAUCUCAACAGCAACAUUCGUCUAGUACUUCGGCAGCCUCGCCAGGAUAUUACGAUCCGUCUGCGGCUGUCACGAGCGUACAGCAGGCGUAUGGUGCAGGUAUCCAGCCGACUUACUAUGUCCCAACAGCAGCUCCAGCCGCCGCAGGAACGUCCGAGUUUGAGAAAGAAUUUGAAGAUGAACCACCCCUAUUGGAAGAACUUGGAAUAAAUCCAAGUCAUAUCAUGGAGAAGACGCGAUCAGUGCUUAAUCCGCUAAGAAAAACCGAUGCUACAAUUUUGCAAGAUACCGAUUUGGCUGGUCCUGUCGUCUUUUGCGUUCUCUUUGGUUUCAUCCUUCUUCUCUCGGGAAAAGUACAGUUUGGUUACAUUUAUGGGAUUGGAGUCAUUGGAUGCUUAUCGAUGUAUUUCCUCCUCAACAUGAUGAGCACUGCGGGCGUGUCUUUAGGAAUUGUGGUGUCUGUUCUGGGAUAUUGUCUCCUUCCGAUGGUUGGGCUUGCGGGGGUCAAUCUGCUCUUUUCGUUGCAAGGGAUUGUGGGAAGUGUGCUAACUUUUUGUGCCAUUUUGUGGUGUAGUAUGUCGGCAUCAAAAUUGUUUGUCACGGCGUUGAAUAUGAAUCAACAACAGCCUCUCGUGGCAUAUCCAUGUGCUCUGGUGUAUGGUGUUUUUGCAUUAUUAGCAGUGUUUUAGACUGGAUUAAUGCAAAUUUAAUAAUUAAUUACGACAUUUAUAUAACAUUCAGCAUUCUAUAAUAUGUAGUUGAUAUAAAAAAUGAUCCGACUCUUAUAUUUCUAUGUCAUAUAUAUAUAUUAUAUAAAUUAGAAAGAAAUAGAGUAAGCCCCUACUAAUUCGUUAUGAAGACUGUGUCCACAAUAAUAUUCAUUUGUGAUUAGAAUUUUGCAAUUUCUCACCCACAUUUUAUGACGUGUUAUAUUACAAUCAGAUCAAAAUCUAAAGUGUGAAAUAGCUCCGUGAAAUGAAACUUAUUAACCCGUGCUAAAUAUUGUUACUCAGAAGGAAAACUUCACUACUUUGCCUUCUCAAAUUCUAAUGUCUGCCUCCUUGUUGAGUGGGUGCGGCAGGGCUCAAAUGUGGCCAUGGCUUCAAACUUGGGGGUCCUAUGACCCCCAAGUACCAAAUAUCCAAAGGGCAUCCAAAUCUGAGAAAGGCAAGUAGUCAAACCUUCCUCCUCAGUACAAUACAUAAAAUAAGACGACAUCGUUGUUUGUAAAGUUGAAAUUUAUUACCAUUUGCAGUAAAUACUCUAUUUAUUAUCAUGAAUUAAAAUCGGUCGGUUGACCCUUAUUCUCAA
Molecule: messenger RNA, 1705 nt
Organism: Folsomia candida
Lineage: Eukaryota; Metazoa; Arthropoda; Collembola; Entomobryomorpha; Isotomidae
Gene: Yip1d1
Product: protein YIPF5
Exons: 3
Coding region: 250-1083 (277 amino acids)
Biological process (GO): endoplasmic reticulum to Golgi vesicle-mediated transport; vesicle fusion with Golgi apparatus
Cellular component (GO): trans-Golgi network; membrane
Source: RefSeq, a predicted model, not a curated record